GCGCUGAGACCCGGGCAGGCGGUGGGGCAGCACAGCAGCGAGAUCUGCCCUCACAGCGCUGUUCCCCCGGGGCUGGCAUCCGCCUCGGCCGAGGGCAGGGCGGGCGAUGAUGGCCCCUCGCCCAGGGACCAGACCUGCUGGCAAGCUGGGAUCGCCGAGUCUGCUCCCGUUUAACACGGCCAGAUCUAUGAUAGCAGUUGGACUCAGUGUGGCAACUGUUGCAUUUGCAGGUCGUUAUGCAUUCCACCUUUGGAAGCCAUUGGGGCAGGCAAUUACAGAGACAGCAAAAAAGAUUUCAACCUCUAGUCUUUCAUUAUACUAUAAAGGAGGAUUUGAGCAGAAAAUGAGUAGACGAGAAGCAAGUCUUAUUUUAGGUGUAAGUCCAUCUGCUGACAAGGCCAAAAUCAGAGCAGCCCACAGAAGAAUCAUGAUCUUGAAUCAUCCUGAUAAAGGUGGAUCACCUUACUUAGCAACAAAAAUAAAUGAAGCAAAAGACUUGCUGGAAUCCAGUACCAAAAAUUGAAAUCCUAAGACAUGCAUCAGAGAAAAACAAACAGACAACAACAACAACAACAACAACAACAAAACAGCAAAAAGCUCACACAAAAAAACACGGCUUCUUACACAUCUUUCUCUGGAAGAAUCAACAGAUACAGUGUGUAACAGCUUUCAUGUCUACUUGUUCUGCACUGUUUGUUAACAAUGCAUUGGAUGUUUAUAUUUAUUGUUGAAAUUAAAAGUUUAAGACUAUUUAAAAGCAAACUGAA
This is a messenger RNA of Numida meleagris (helmeted guineafowl), 767 nucleotides long. It is a transcript of the gene DNAJC15, whose product is annotated as DnaJ heat shock protein family (Hsp40) member C15. Gene Ontology annotation, biological process: protein import into mitochondrial matrix. Lineage: Eukaryota; Metazoa; Chordata; Aves; Galliformes; Numididae. Gene Ontology annotation, cellular component: PAM complex, Tim23 associated import motor. Gene Ontology annotation, molecular function: ATPase activator activity. The record is from RefSeq and is a predicted model, not a curated record. The coding region runs from base 107 to 523 and encodes 138 amino acids. The transcript has 6 exons.